UCCCCGCGCCUUCUCUUCGAAUUUGUGACGCCGUCUGUACCAACUGAACCCGUCAAUGAUAGCCGUAACUUUAAACAAGUCGAUAAGCGCAACAUGAUUGUCAUUAUUUUCUACUAUUUGUCAUAGCAACAAGUAAAAAUUUAACAUCUUGGUUGUAAAGGUGUGAUAUGUUCGUGUAUUUUAAAGCCACUUUUAAUGAUGGCCUCGAUUGUUGACAGUGAUGAUACUAAAGAAAACGUUAUUGUUUUUGAUAUGUCAAAAAAUGAAAGAAAAUUGAACGACGAGUUUAAAAUACUUCAACGAAAAUUGAAGACAAAAUGGAAAUUUAUAGAAAAUAAUGAGGUGAUAUCGCAAGAAUCGUUGUUAAAUGCUACUCUUUUAAUCUUGCCGGGACCGCUAAAUAAAUUUACCGAACUAGAAAUGAAUUCUAUUAGAACAUUUUUAAAUUCUGGUGGCAAAGUUCUUGUCAUGCUUGGAGAAGGUGGUGAAAAUAAGUCUAACACAAAUAUUAAUUUUUUAUUGGAAGAAUUUGGUAUAAUGGUGAAUAAUGAUAGUGUAGUGCGUAUGAGUUAUAGUCAAACGAUGCAUCCUAAAGAAUCUUUGAUUUUACAUGGAUUAUCAAACAAAUCUACAUUCCUCGGAAAUUAUGAAUACAUAGGUAUGAAAUUUUUAUAUCCUUAUGGUGCAACUUUAAACGUAAUACAGCCUUCUAUUGUUGCUCUGUCAAGUGGAUCCAUUGCUGUACCAAUGAAUAGACCAAUUUGUGCGUAUCACUGUGUAAAAAAUAGCAGCGGCAAACUAGUUGUAUUAGGUUCAUCUAGAAUGUUGACGGAUGCUUAUAUAGAAAAAGAGAAUAAUGAUACAUUGAGAGAAAUGAUCUUUGAUUUUUUUGAGUUAAAUGGCGCUGGAAUAAUGGAUCUUUAUACUGAUGAUAUAGAAUUUUGGGAAUACAAUUUUGUACCAGAUAUAACAAAGGAAGUGGAUAAUCCAAAAGUUUGUACUCAAGAUUUGGAUAGUAUUGAUAUACCUCGUGAAUACACCAAAUUAUUUAAACAUCAUUUUUAUUCAAUAAAUUUGAAUAUGAUACCAGCUUGUACAAAAGCGUAUAAAGCUUUGGAUGUAAAGCAUGAACCACUUACUUUGAUUCCACCUCAUUUUGAGGCACCUUUACCACCUACACAACCUUCGGUAUUUCCUCCGAGUUUCCAAGAAUUACCACCACCUGCUUUAGAGCUAUUUGACUUGGAUGAAGCUUUUAGUUCUGAUUUGUUGAAACUAUCGCAGCUUACUAAUAAAUAUAAGGCGACAAAAGAUUCGUUAAACGUCAAAGACAUUGACCACUAUAUUAGAGAAUUUGGAAAUGUGAUAAAAAUGAACAAUUUCAAUACUGCUAAAGAAAUAUUAAAUUUUGUUUUUCAAAAAAUCAGCAGUUAUAAAGCAAUGCGUGAAUAAAAUAUAUAAAUUUGCGUAGC
Messenger RNA from Pseudomyrmex gracilis, 1472 nucleotides. It is a transcript of the gene IFT52, whose product is annotated as intraflagellar transport protein 52 homolog. Gene Ontology annotation, biological process: cilium assembly; intraciliary transport. Lineage: Eukaryota; Metazoa; Arthropoda; Insecta; Hymenoptera; Formicidae. Bases 196 to 1452 code for a protein of 418 amino acids. Gene Ontology annotation, cellular component: centriole; cilium; intraciliary transport particle B. The record is from RefSeq and is a predicted model, not a curated record. The transcript is spliced from 6 exons.